This is a messenger RNA of Cyphomyrmex costatus, 1958 nucleotides long. RefSeq names its product ceramide synthase schlank (gene schlank). Gene Ontology annotation, cellular component: membrane. The transcript has 9 exons. Gene Ontology annotation, molecular function: DNA binding; sphingosine N-acyltransferase activity. Bases 673 to 1800 code for a protein of 375 amino acids. The record is from RefSeq and is a predicted model, not a curated record. NCBI's taxonomy places the organism in Eukaryota, Metazoa, Arthropoda, Insecta, Hymenoptera, Formicidae. Gene Ontology annotation, biological process: ceramide biosynthetic process.
GUCACCGAGCGUACUGGAGCGUACCACACCUCAUCCCCAGCCGCGUCAGAUGGUCAGAAGCGAACGUGUGCAUCUAAUACACCCGUAUCAUAUAUCACAGACCGUACAACUAUGGAAUUGUACGGUAAUUGUUAAUUACAAGUGUUUCGUCUCGUGCGGCGCCGGUGGCAGGGUUGACGGUGGUUGGCGGGGAUUAGCGGUGUCACUGGUGUCAGGCGGUGUUGGCCAAUAGCCGGUGUAUUGCGCGGUGUGAUGUGACCAAGCGUAGCUACAACGUUAACUAUCAAAUCAAAGGAAUGGUCACGCAGUCGAAUAGUGACGUGUAAUACUGAUAGCAAUUCAUAAUGUCAGCAAGACUUUUAGACCCAGCACUUACGAUGCGUACGCGACUUUGUCGGUUUUAACUGCCAGUGUCGUAAGACGUUGAGGUCACCUUAUCAUCGUCAGCCUUCUCAUUCAGACAGCAUAAUCGGAGCAGUACAUUCCAACCAAUUCCGAUAGCGCACGCGCGUGUCUACAAAACAACCAAAACGAUACUGGUCGUGACACGAGCACGCGCGCUCUCUCUCUCUCUUCUCACUACUCUCGUCUCGCAUCCGUCCGGUGGCACAUUUCAUCGUGCCAUACAUGCUGUAGGGGCCACUGUGGCUUUGGUUUGCAGAACACAGAGAAAUGAAUAUUUUCCUAAAUAUAUCAGCCACCUUUUGGUCACCACACAUUUGGUUACCUCCUAACAUUACAUGGGAGGAUAUCAGUCCAAAUGCAGACAAUAAAUAUGCUAAUUAUCAACAUUUAAUAUAUCCGCUGCCUAUGGCAAUUGUUCUUCUAGGAAUAAGAUAUACUCUUGAAAGGUAUUGGUUUGCUCCCUUUGGAAAAUCACUUUCUAUAAAAAAUACUAGGAGCAAAAAGGCAGUGUCCAAUGAGAUAUUAGAAAAAGCAUAUCUUAGUAAAAAAACCAAGUAUAAACAGAUUUUAGCAUUGGCUAAACAAUUAGAUUGGUCUGAAAGGCAAGUAGAAAGGUGGCUUCGGCUGCGUCGUUCUCAAGACAAGCCGUCUACUCUAACAAAGUUCUGCGAAAGUUGUUGGAGAUGUUUUUAUUAUACGUAUUCAUUUUUCUAUGGUCUUGUUGUCCUGUGGGAUAAAUUGUGGCUUUGGGACAUAAAGUAUUGUUUUUACAAUUAUCCCUAUCAUCCCGUUACUGAUGAUGUAUGGUGGUAUUAUAUGAUAUCAAUGUCGUUUUACUGGGCAUUAAGCUUUUCUCAAUUCUUUGAUGUAAAAAGAAAAGAUUUUUGGCAGAUGUUUAUUCAUCACAUAGCUACAAUUGCACUUAUGUGUUUUUCGUGGGUCGGAAAUCUAACAAGGAUCGGUAGUCUAGUCUUGCUUGUGCACGAUUCUGCGGAUAUACUUUUGGAGGCGGCAAAAUUGACCAAGUAUGCAAAUUAUCAAAGACUUUGUGACUGUAUAUUUGCUGCGUUUACAAUUCUCUGGAUUGUAACACGUAUGGGUGUGUACCCAUUUUGGAUAAUUUAUAAUACUUCCAUAGAGGCACCUAAGAUAGUACCGAUGUUCUUCGCGUAUUAUAUCUUUAAUUCUUUAUUAAUUUUACUACUGUUUCUCCAUGCAAUUUGGACUUAUUUAAUCAUUCAGAUCGCAUACCGUGCUUUCAAUGCUGGUCAGAUGGAAGGUGAUAUUCGCAGUAAUAGCAGCGAUGAAGUAUCUGACACUUCGAUCAAUAAUACUCCCUUAAACAGUACCGUAAAUUAUACUAACAAAUCAAAUUUGAAACCAAAAGUCCACUAACAAGACACAUGCCACAUAUGUCACUAUAUGUUAAAAAUUGAUUUCAAGGUAAAAAGAAAAAAAUCAUCUGGACGUUUAGCCAGGACUAAUCUUUCUUCCUACAAGUAUAAUGAAAUCUCUAAAGCGAUUUUAAUCUUGUAAUCCAAGAUGUUAUAACA